Molecule: messenger RNA, 564 nt
Organism: Anopheles cruzii
Lineage: Eukaryota; Metazoa; Arthropoda; Insecta; Diptera; Culicidae
Exons: 1
Source: RefSeq, a predicted model, not a curated record
ACGGUGGACACGCAGAAACUGAAGCGCGUUCCGCAACCGGAAACCAAGAGCGACGAGUCCAGCUCGGGUAGUUCCGGUAGCUCCGGUUCGGAGUCCGUCGAGCGCCCGUCGGUCGGCGUGCGGACGGACAUAACGAUCGAGAUAUCGGAGGAAAGAGCCACGAACGACACACGCACUCCGGCGGCCGGUGGUGAUGGUGGGGUGAAGAAGGAUCGCAACGGCACUGGCGGUGGUGGUGGCGGUAAAAAGGAUCGAGGCGACGGUGCACCCGACGAUGACAAUGCCAGCAUACCGGUGUUCAAGGGUAUGGCCGGAGUUUCGCCAGCAAAACCCAAACCAAAGCCAACGCCAGAGCGGCCGCCCCAAGGCGGGGGACCCAUCGUGACCCUCGGUCAGCGGCCACCUUCGACUAGCUUCUUCUACGGAAGCAACGAUGAUCGCAAUCGAAUCAGUGGAGAGUACGACGCCUGGAACGGACGGUCGCAUCCACACACGGUCACGGCCAUCUGGACAACGGAAAGGCCCUACCUACGAAGGGCGGAGCACGACUUUGCUGGUGAGUAG